AUGAAAAGGUUCAGACGACAUGGCCACGAGUCCCAGAGAGAUAGACUCAAACAGGACCUUUUCCAGUUCAACAAGACGGUGGAGCAUGGCUUCCCACACCAACCGAGUGCCCUCGGCUACAGUCCCUCUCUGCAGCUGCUGGCAAUUGGUACCCGUUCUGGAGCAAUAAAAUUAUAUGGAGCCCCAGGGGUGGAGUUCAUGGGUCUCCAUGAUGAGAAUGCCGCAGUCACACAAAUCCAUUUCCUACCCCGCCAGGUUGAGCUGGUGACUCUACUUGAUGACAACAGUUUGCACAUGUGGACUUUGAGAGCCCACACAGGACUUUCAGAGCUUCUAGAGAUAGGACGCUUCACUCUUACUGGUCCACCAGGUGCCCCUCCAAGUGUGACCAGGGUGACGGCAGUCUUGGCCCACUCUUCUGGGGAUCUGUUGCUGCUGGGAUCGGAAGGGGGGCAUGUCUUUAUUGUUCAGGUCCCUGGCUUCAGAGAGCUCGAGGAAAGGAACAUCAGCCUUGCUUCAGUUGCCAACAGUGUACCAGAUGACUGCAUGGGGCAUAGAAGUUUAGAACAUGUUGAAGCCUUACAGGAGAACCCAGUCAACCCUAAUCACAUUGCUAUUGGUUAUGGACGAGGUCUAAUUGUCAUUUGGGAUCUUGAAAAACGUCAUGCCAUCCAACACUUCCCAGCAACUCAGCAAUUGGAGAGCUUAUGGUGGACAGAGGACAGAGGAUACAUUCUUAGUUCUCACAGUGAUGGGAGCUAUUGUCGUUGGAAGUUUGGUGAGGAAGAUGAAAACGAGAUUGAGAAAUCAGACAUUCCUUAUGGACAUUUCCCUUGCAAAGCGAUUUCCAAAAUAGUUCAGCUGCAUACAAAAGAGGGGACACCAUUCCUCCUCUUCAGUGGUGGCAUGCCAAGAGCAAGUUUUGGAGACAGACACUGUAUCACUGUAAUCCAUAAUAAAACACAUAUCGCCUUGGACUUCACCUCCCGGAUCAUUGACUUCUUUGUCAUCAAAGACGUCAGUGGAGAUCCCAGUGCUUUAGUGGUCUUAGUUGAAGAGGAGUUGGUCGUGAUUGACCUGGAGGCGCAGGGGUGGCCGGUGAUUCAGACACCUUACCUGUUUCCGCUGCACAGUUCGGCAAUCACCUGCUCACACCAUGUCGCUGCUGUCCCUGUUAAACUGUGGGAGAGAGUUCUUGCUGCCGGAGAACUACAAAAGACAAAUUACUCCAAAAAGCCAUGGCCCAUAACUGGAGGGCAGAAUUUGGCACCGGAUCCUCCCCAGAGAGAUCUUUUGCUCACAGGGCAUGAAGAUGGAACUGUGCGCUUCUGGGAUGCUUCUGGAGUCUGUCUGUAUCCGAUGUACACAUUGACCACUGCAGGAGUCUUCCACACAGACACUGACCCUAAUGACAACAUGCAUCAAGGUGCUGAAGGAGAGUGGCCACCUUUCAGAAAGGUUGGCUGCUUUGACCCCUAUAGUGAUGAUCCAAGGCUUGGCAUUCAGAAGAUUCUGCUUUGUAAAUAUAGUGGUUAUCUUACUGUUGCGGGAACAGCUGGACAGAUUCUGGUGCUGGAGAUCAAUGAUGAAGCAGCAGAACAGAUUGUAGAAGCAAAAGUUGUUGAUUUGCUGCAAGGCCAAGAAGGAUUCCGUUGGAAGGGGCAUACACGUCUAGAUGUUCGAGAAGAGCCGGUACUUUUUGAGGCAGGCUUCCAGCCCUUCACUCUGGUGCAAUGUCAGCCUCCUGCCGUCGUCACAGCUCUUUGUCUUCACUCGGAGUGGAAGCUGGUUGCUUACGGCACCAGCCAUGGCUUUGGAUUAUUUGAUUACCAACAAAGAAAUAAUGUCUUCAUUAAAUGUACUCUGAACCCAAGUGACCAGCUUGCCAUGGAGGGUCCUCUUUCCAGGGUGAAAAGCAUUAAAAAAUCACUCCGCCAGUCUUUUAGAAGAAUAAGACACAGUCGAGUCUCACUACGGAAACAUCACAUCACCAACACUGCCAAGCUCCAGGAAGCGAAUGCUCGAUUGGAGGCCGAACUGGCUGAGAUGGAGUUGGCACCUGUUCAAAGGAAGAUUGAAGCUCGUUCUUCAGAUGACUCUUUCACUGGUCUUGUGCGGAUACUUUACUUUGCUGAUACCUUCCUCUCAGACAGUUCACAUAAUACUCCUUCCCUUUGGGCAGGGACCAAUGGUGGCUGUGUAUAUGUAUUCAUACUCCGUUUUCCUUCUGUCGAGCAUAGGAUAGAUGAGCCUAUUACUGCACACCCUGCAAAGGAAAUCCAGCUCAUGCACCGUGCCCCUGUUGUUGGCCUUGUCGUAUUGGAUGGUCACGGUGUACCUCUUCCUGAGCCACUGGAAGUAGCUCAUGACCUUGCGCGUUCGCCUGAUAUGCAUGGGUCCCAUCACCUUGUUGUUAUAUCUGAGGAACAGUUCAAGGUGUUCGCCCUUCCGAAGGUGAAUGCAAAGACCAAGCUGAAGCUAACAGCUAUGGAUGGCUCUAGAGUACGGCGAGUCAGCGUGGCCUGGUUUGGCAGCAGUCGAUCGGAGGAUUAUAGCGAGAGCGACUUGGUGGUUCUGACGAAUCAAGGUGACCUGCAUGUCAUAUCGCUACCCGGAGUGAAGCUGCAGGUGCGCUACCCGUGUAUCCGCAAAGAAGAUGUAAGCGGCAUUGCUUCGUGUGUCUUCACAAAACAUGGGCAAGGCUUCUACUUGAUCUCUCCAUCUGAGUUUGAACGCUUCUCGCUGUCCAGCCGCUUCCUCGUAGAGCCUUGCUCUCUGGUGGUGCUUCCAGAUCCCUCAAUUCAAAGCACGUCAAUGCCAGAUGGAUCUUUAACACCGCUAAGACAAGCCAGCAAAGAAGUUGGGGAUUCAGACAAUUCAGCUCGACGUGUUAUGGAGCAUGCUUUGCUGAACGAUGAGAAAGUGCUGCAGGAGAUCCAGAAGUCACUAGAAGGGGACCAACUUUAG
Molecule: messenger RNA, 2967 nt
Organism: Nerophis lumbriciformis (worm pipefish)
Lineage: Eukaryota; Metazoa; Chordata; Actinopteri; Syngnathiformes; Syngnathidae
Source: RefSeq, a predicted model, not a curated record